This is a messenger RNA of Sparassis crispa, 699 nucleotides long. RefSeq names its product DNA replication complex GINS protein. The coding region runs from base 1 to 699 and encodes 232 amino acids. Gene Ontology annotation, biological process: DNA replication; DNA strand elongation involved in mitotic DNA replication. The record is from RefSeq and is a predicted model, not a curated record. The transcript has a single exon. NCBI's taxonomy places the organism in Eukaryota, Fungi, Basidiomycota, Agaricomycetes, Polyporales, Sparassidaceae. Gene Ontology annotation, cellular component: GINS complex.
AUGAGCUCGACCCAUCUUCAAUAUGGCGACCUCGCCACGCAGCUGCUGACGGAGUCUCGUCGCUCGACGGCCACAGAUACCCUUCUCAAAUACAACGACGUCCUCGUCCGCUCCAUCCUCCGCGAGCAGCGCCAGCUCGAGGAUCUUCUCCAGACCACCCUCAAUACUGCCGACCAAGACCCAGCGGCGAACAAUCCAAAAAUGCCCACCGUACUCCUCUACCAGACAGCAAUUUUGCGCAACAAACGGUGUCUGCUUGCAUAUCACCACCACCGCCUGGAGAGGCUGAAGGAUCUAUACUGGUCCGUCGGCGGUGCGCUACCCCUUCUACUUUCCAUGCCGUCUGCUUCUGCAUCACAGAACGUGAAUGCGUCCGGCGGUGGCAACGGUGGGCCCCCAGUGGACGUGCGCUCGAAACUCUCACCGCACGAGGUUGAUUUUCUGCGAUCGUACGCGGUCUCACUCCUCACUCUCCGCACUGAGGCCUUUGCAGCGGACGCGCAGGCCGAAGACGUCGAUCUGCUCGCUCCGAUCACGCGUCCCCCGAAGGACCUCCAUAUCUUGGUGCGCGUCGUCCGCGACUGUGGUGUCGUCCAUACCGAACAAGGCGCAAUCGACUUUCGCCCGGGUCACAGGUUUUUGGUCCGCAGGUCGGACGUGGAGCAUCUCAUCAUGCAAGGAUUUUUAGAGGAGAUAUAG